AAUUGUUUUAUAUGUAUUAUUAUAAUUAUAGCCUAGAACUGAAUUAUGCACAUAAUAUUAGAUAUUUGAUAUCUGACAAAAUUCUGAAUAAAACUGCAAGUCACUUUUACCUAGAUUCGAUCGGAAAACCAUCGUCAGCAGUGGAGCUUUCCUUGCUGACGAUGCGAUUCAGCGAAAUCAAUAUCGUCAAGUCAAUCAAAGUUGCGUUCAUUCCUAACAUCGUUUUCAUAAUGAUUAGCUCAAACAAGGCUCUCCUUCUUUUGCGAAUUUACUUUCUUUUACUUGAUGUUUCAUACUCGUGGAAUAUGACGUCAUUAAAUUUAUCGGAUGAUGUUCUAAUCUGGAGAUUCGCCGUAUGGAAAAAUCGCGCUUUUCUUGCAAUUCCCAGAUCAGCAAAUGAGAAGAUGGAAUAUAAACCAACUUUAGUGGAAGUUUCAUGGCCAGAAAUUAAUUCCAAUUGGCCAGUAAGGUUUAUAAAUACGGCAAUUAUACCUUUCUCCAAAAAUGGACUAUCAAAAUAUAAUUAUAGAGAGAGAACUCUCGUAUCUGUAACCGGAUUAGAUGUGGAUGCUCGUGGACGAUUAUGGAUUCUGGAUGCUCCCGAUCAAUAUGAUCGCUGGCCUCAAAUAGUUAUUUAUGAUUUAAAACGAAAUGAUCGAUUGAUAUCAGCCACCGAAUUGUUUGAUGUAUCUCCAAAAUACUUAAGAGCUCUCGUAAUUGAUCCAGUUGGAGAUCAAUGGGGAUCUCGCGGAUAUAUCGCGGAUGCCGGCGACGAAACAAUCAUCGUUUACAGCUUGGGACAAGCGAAAUGGUGGAAAUUGAGAAUGCUACAUGAGCCUGAAAUACCUCGUGUACACUCGACUGAUCUCGCUAUUUCUCGCAGGAAUUCGAUUUUAUACAUGACGGGACAUAACACGCAUGAUCUGUUCAGUAUAAAUUUGAACAAAGUUAGAGAAGACGAAGUAUUCCGGACAGCUUCACAUGGAGUGCAAAAUAUAACAGUGACUUGGCUUGGAAAAAAAUUGGGUCCUUCCAUGGGUCUAAUUUGUGAUUUAAAAGACGGCCUACAUUACUUUAUGACUUCGGAAAGAGCCAGCGUGCGCUGGGAUACUAAGCUUCCUUUGAAUGCACAAAGUCACUCGGUUUUGAUGCAGAGCAAUGAUGUCCCGUGUAUAACAGAUUACGUAAUGGAUACGCGAAGAAACAUAUGGGGCUUAGUAAAUUUAAAAUGUCCUGGCGCAACGAAGAAAAAUGUUUCAACAUCGAUACUUAAAUCUAGAAUCGUUAGAAUUCUAAAGUACUCUUUCACAUAAUACUUAGCGCAGUAACUGCAUUUUUCAAAUUAAUUAUAAUAUACAUUCAAUAAAAUCCGUUAAAUUAAUUGAAAAAUAAAAAAGUCUACUUUCUUUUAUAAUUUAUCAGAAAUUCCUUAUCUCUUCAAUAUUAUUUAAUUAAAAAAAGAUCAUAAAUGCAGUAUCUUAUUUGAUUCAGGAAAAGGUGAUUAUAAAUUGAUGAAAAAAAUGUACCUAAUAAAAAACAUCCUAUAACUUUGAUACAUGUUAUAUACACGUAUUCAUUUAAAAUGGUACCAGCUCUAUGUUUCUCCGUUUACAUGGGUUAGAUAAGCUAACACGUGUCGUUGUACAUAAAUGCAUUUACAUAAGCUGGCAUUUAUUAAUCGUUUAAAUCAACUUACAUAAUAACCAUUAUGAGAUAUUACAAUCAACUGUGCAUAUAUUACUACUACUGCUAAAUCGCUUUUUUGAGAGAAAUUGUUUGAGGGUAUCAUCCAUUAAGCAAGUGAAUAUAAUUUUUACAAAUAAUAUAAAUUUCAAAAGUUAAAAAUUGGCAGUUAUUUGCCGUUGUCGGUUUGAAUAUCGACGAUAUAAUUUUGACACUGGUCAAUCUGUCGGAAGCGAUAACAUGAGCUUCGUAUAAAUACUUUGCCAAUAUAACUAGACUAAUUAUGAAUGCAGUACACACACAUUAACUGUUCGUUAAUUAGCUAUAAAGCAGCUGAAAGAAGUGUUUAUUCAUGUUACAAUUAAGAUAACACCCGCAAAUUCCACUUGCUAUUUAAAAUAGAA
This is a messenger RNA of Ooceraea biroi (clonal raider ant), 2087 nucleotides long. RefSeq lists its product as uncharacterized. The record is from RefSeq and is a predicted model, not a curated record. NCBI's taxonomy places the organism in Eukaryota, Metazoa, Arthropoda, Insecta, Hymenoptera, Formicidae.